Molecule: messenger RNA, 2246 nt
Organism: Halteromyces radiatus
Lineage: Eukaryota; Fungi; Mucoromycota; Mucoromycetes; Mucorales; Cunninghamellaceae
Product: UV radiation resistance protein and autophagy-related subunit 14-domain-containing protein
Exons: 10
Coding region: 134-2224 (696 amino acids)
Biological process (GO): SNARE complex assembly
Cellular component (GO): endosome; lytic vacuole
Molecular function (GO): SNARE binding
Source: RefSeq, a predicted model, not a curated record
CAGCAGUAGUAGUAGUAGUAGUACCAGUAGCAGCAAAAAUGAGAACAUCCCUCGCACUAGUCCUCAACUCUAUUAUUCCUCUUCUUAUUCAUCUGCACCUCUAUUGGAAGACAAGCCAACUCGUCAAACAGCCAUGCGAAGAUCCGAAAGUGUUUCUGCUUUUGUUGUCAGCAACAACUUGGUUACCCAUACAAUAGCGGAUUCAUCCUUGACAAAAAAUGCAUAUAAGCGAAAGUCAAAAACACCAGACGUGACAACAACUAGUAAUUACAGUGACAACAACAACAAUAUAUUGGCAAAUACCAAAACACUACAAGAUAAUAAUUCAAGACGAUUAUCUCUGGAGAAUGAUGAAGAUCUUUUAUCAUGGAAAGAAAAGGGUCUUUUGGAUACAUACUUGACCAUGUCCUUGCCAAAACUAAGAAAUGGUAUGGAUAGCGACCAUGACAACUCCAAGAAUAACAAAAAUGAUAAUGAUGAUAAUGAUGAUGGUGGUAGUGAAAGUGUUUUUACAUCAUCAAAGUAUACCAAAAAUACAACAACGAUGGAACAACAAUUAUUAUUUUAUACCAGCGAAACAAUACCCAACUCUACCAACCCGGUGUUUCGCACAGAUAUGUCCUUGAUAGAUUGGUAUGACGGCGUUCAGAAUAUAGUAGUGGUCAGAUUAUGGGCAAAACAUUCUCAACCUGAAUCUGCAGCAUUGGCAAGAAGAUCAGAUCCUGUGCAUGCUCAAGGCAACCACUCGGUUAUUACAACUGAAAUAUCUCAUAAUGCUAUUCAACACCCAUAUCGUUUAUUGAUCGAAUGGUCAGUGGAUUUGAAUGAACUUAUCUUUAUUGGGAAAUCGUUACAUGAUAUAUACAAAUGGCCAACCAAUACACUACUAUUUGAACUUGAUGAUGGAUAUUAUACUGCUCCAGAUAUUGUUGCUUUUGCAUUUACCCAACAUAAGCGAUCAAGUCAUCAGGAUAUGCAAUUAGAUUUAGAUAGUGCUAGUAUUGAGUCGGUUUAUUCUCCUAGAACAAAACGAUCAUAUACAUAUCAUCAUAUUAUGAAACUGAAUACUCUCAAAGAAUGUAUAUAUGAUGCACAAGUAUCUGCAGACGAAAUUCAAUUCAAUAUCAAUGAAAUACUCGAAAAGGAUAAAAACAAAUUUCGCUUGAUACGAGAAAGGGCACAAAAAGAAACGCGACUAAAGGAAUUGGAAACCUCGAUUCAAGAACAACAAGCACAGGUUGAUUAUGACCGGAAACAAGUGAAUGAUCUUCGACAAUCACUUGACAAACGAAAACUAGAACUAAAAAGAUCUCAAGAACGAUUUCAACACGGAAAGGAUGAUUUGGAAAACAAUGAUACCCAAUUGGAGAAAAAUAUCAAAAUGCAUAAUGAUACCUUCACCAAACUAACAGAACGAAAGAAGGAACUGAUUGCUGAUUUAUUCUCUAUAUACCCCAUUGAACAGUCUUUUGACGAUUUCACGCAGUUUCGAAUCCGUGGUGUUUAUCUUCCAAACUCGGUAUAUACUGGCUGUAAUGAAGAAUCUAUUGCCAUUGCCCUUGGUUUUACUGCUCACUUGGUUUCCAUGCUAGCCUUUUAUUUGUCUAUUCCAUUACGAUAUCCAAUUAAUCCUAUGGGUUCAAGAGCAACUAUCUAUGAUCCUGUCUCUCUGAUUCAUGGAUCUCGCAUUUUUCCUCUUUAUGGUAAAGGCACUGAUAGAUAUCGAUUUGAAUUUGGUGUGUUUUUAUUGAACAAAAACAUUGAACAGAUGAUGAAUGCUUAUGGAUUGAUUGUCAUGGAUUUGCGACAUACGUUACCAAAUAUUCACUACUUUAUACAAGCCGUUUUGACAACAUCAGUGACUUCCGGACCAACGUCAUUAUCGGUGUUAUCAAUAUCAUCUUAUGCACAGGGAAAAGAUCGAUCUGAUGGUAACAAUAAUGGAUCAUCAACCAAUGGAAAACAUCAAGAACAAAAAGGAAUAGACCAACAUGGAGAACAUCAUUUGACACUUCAGCCGACGAUUCGUAUUCCCAUAGAAAGAAUACAACCAUCACCUACAGUAUCAUCACAUUCUAUCUCUCACUCUCCAAAAUUAGGUGUGUCUCCUGGAAACCAUGCUUACUCUGGUGUUCACCUUUCCUCUCAUGUUUAUGCCGCACCGGCCAUUUUGGAUACUGUCACCACCUCAAGCUGUCAAAAAUCCAUCUCACAAGAUUCAUAAAGAAAGGCUUUUUCUUUUCUUU